AUAUAUAAUGCUUGAUUGAGCCUCACUUCCCUCUUAUAAACCACCCAUCACAGCCUUCAUUCUCCUUCCCCCUUUUUGUUGAACAACCAAAUCUCCAAUCUUUCUCAUUUCAACCUUUUUGAAUUCUUGAGGCAUUUUAUCAAACACUUUAGCGCGCAAAUGGCUAGAACACAACAGCGGUACCGCGGCGUCCGCCAAAGGCAUUGGGGUUCCUGGGUGUCCGAAAUUCGCCAUCCUUUGUUGAAAACGAGAAUUUGGUUAGGGACAUUCGAGACGGCUGAAGACGCGGCCCGAGCCUAUGACGAGGCUGCGAGGCUCAUGUGCGGGCCACGUGCGCGAACAAACUUUCCAUACAAUCCUAAUAUGUCACAAUCUUCUUCUUCCAAACUACUCUCCGCAACUUUGACAGCAAAACUGCAUAGAUGCUACAUGGCUUCACUUCAAAUGACCAAACCUUCAAUCCAACAACAACAAAUGAUGAACUCGAAACGAAUGUGUUCGACUCAUGUUGUCGAGUCUUCACCCGACACAAAGCCAAUGGUGCUGAUGCAACACCAACAACCUGAGGCGGAUAUUAACACCACCCAUCAUCAUCAUCAUCAACAUUAUCAACAUUGUCAUCCUCAUCAUCAACAUCAUCAGCAGCAGCAACAGUUUCUUGCGAAACUCGAGGAUCAUCACAUCGAACAAAUGAUCGAGGAGUUGCUUCACUAUGGAUCGAUCGAAUUUUGUUCGAUUGACCAAUCACAUGACUAGUUCAACGCUUGAACACGGGAAAUGCUAUCUGCUAGGGUGCUGCUAAACGUACCCUCUCUCACAAAAUAUGAGGGGACCACCUUUAAAAAAUAAAUUUCCCUCUCAUGUGGGGGUGCGUUCACUAGAGGGGUACGUUUAGCCAGACCCUAUCUGCUAUUGAAACGGAGAGUCAAACACGACAGCAGUUUUUGCAUAAAAUUUGAUGGACUGCGUUUAAAUUGUGUUUCUAAAACAUGCAUAAAAUGUUUUAGAAUGCAUUUUUAAUAAGUUAGUCGAAAUUUAUGUAAAUACUGUUGUUAAUGAGUUGUAUUAGUAUUAGCACAUUUUUUUUUUCUGGAGCUUCUGUUUGUGAGGCCUAUAGGUUAGAUCUUGUGUAACCGAGAGAAAAGGUCAACCUAUACCGAGUAUAAAAAAAUAAUUGAUUUAUUGUAUUAUAUGAUUAAUCUUUUAUUAAAAGAGUUCAAAUAUGAUUA
Helianthus annuus (common sunflower) is the source of this 1229-nucleotide messenger RNA. RefSeq names its product ethylene-responsive transcription factor ERF003. Gene Ontology annotation, cellular component: nucleus. The coding region runs from base 160 to 756 and encodes 198 amino acids. The record is from RefSeq and is a predicted model, not a curated record. NCBI's taxonomy places the organism in Eukaryota, Viridiplantae, Streptophyta, Magnoliopsida, Asterales, Asteraceae. Gene Ontology annotation, molecular function: DNA-binding transcription factor activity; transcription cis-regulatory region binding. The transcript is spliced from 2 exons. Gene Ontology annotation, biological process: positive regulation of DNA-templated transcription; response to stress.